Messenger RNA from Aspergillus melleus, 5418 nucleotides. Its product is annotated as putative DEAD/DEAH box helicase. NCBI's taxonomy places the organism in Eukaryota, Fungi, Ascomycota, Eurotiomycetes, Eurotiales, Aspergillaceae. The record is from RefSeq and is a predicted model, not a curated record. The coding region runs from base 24 to 5027 and encodes 1667 amino acids. The transcript is spliced from 3 exons. Gene Ontology annotation, molecular function: ATP binding; nucleic acid binding. Gene Ontology annotation, cellular component: cytoplasm.
GAUACAACGUGGCGUUGAUAAGCAUGAUUGAGUGCCGAGACACCAAGGUCAUGGCGACGAUACUAGAAGGCCCAGCACAAGCUGCGAAAAACAUCUACAACUCUUCUGGUGAUGGUUUGGAGAAUUUUGGUGACUCCGCAGUGGACACCAGGGAAUCCACAAGCUCCGUGGCCCCCAUACCAUCGGCUCCCGACCCUGAGCUUUCUGAUGUCGCUGAUGAGGUCUUGUGUGCUCUUUUGGCUAUGAUGAUUGAAUAUGGCCUUACUUUAAGCCAACGAGAGCUGGCCAUGCUGCUUACGCUAGGCACUUUGUUCAAAUCCGGGCGCCAUUCAGGUAACGACGACAUCCUGUCCGCUCGAGCGAUUGUGCUGCAUGUCGUCAUGAUAUCUGAAUGCCGACUGCACGAAAGGUCGGCCAGAACACUAAGCUCAGUCCGAGCUUCCUCAUUCCUCCAACGUUAUGUGACCAUUCUGCACCAUACCAUAACCUCGCAGUACUGGCGAAGCAUUGCCAACUUGGCAUCGACUCAUGAUGUGGCUGACCUGUUGGAUAGAAGGCUUUUUCUUCAGACACUUGACUUGUUGGCGCAUUGCAAUGGGCUUCCACAAAUGAGCUCCUCGGUCCGCAACAGAUUUGAUGAGCUGCAAUCUCUUGUAAAGCGCAUCUGCGAUGUUAACCUCCAACGGGAACCCACAGCCGAGACUUUCGCAAUCGGCCACGAACGUCCGCAAUUCUCGGGUUCCACUCACGGUAACAGUGCAAGCCCAGGUCUAUCGAUGGAAAGCCUGGAAACAAGCUUGAAUACCCUACCCACUGUUCUCCCAUUCAACAACCUCGUCAUGAAUCCCCAUCUUGCCCCCAUAUCAAUUGCUGUGGACAAGUCUUCUGAGAAAGAGCUCAGCCCGGGCAUGUCAAGAACAUUUCAGGAAUUGAGCCAUUGGCACAGCCACCAAAGACCCCUGACCAACAAGCUCAAAACUCCUUUGACCACAAGACAACUUACUUUCCUCAACCGCCGCGAUCAAUGGUUUAUGGCUGAGAUCCGAAAUUACGCUGCCAGUCUGACAAACCCCAGAGGCGGGACAUUGGAGCCAGAGUCCGUCUUUUUUAAGCCUGCACCGGACAAAGAUUGCAAACCUGGGAGAUCAACGCCUUCGAGUUGCCCCAAGAAGCAUGUCCCGGCAAAGAGUGGUCAUGCACAGCGAUCAAAAAAGUCGAAACCACAGAGUUCAAAUGUUAGAGCCCAAGCUGAAGCUCGUCAGGAGUCUAAGCGGGCUGAAAUCCAUGAACAAUACUUGAAUGCUUGGAAGAACAUGCUCGGUACCUUCCAGAAGGAGCCCAAUCACAUCAAGCGAUACAUGCAAGUGAGCCAAUACCUGAAAGGUCUUACAAAGGAGCGGCGAGAACUUAUCGAGCCAGAGGUUUUGCUCUAUAUCAUCGAUACUUUGAUUCACAUCUGGCUCGAUGAAUGCAACUCCAACAGAAAGGCAGAUUCUCUGCACAUCCCGGCGCUCAUUUGGCACACAAUUCUUCAAAUUCAGAACAAGCGAGGUGUCACGGAAAGCAUCGCUAAAUGUGUCAACAAUACCAUCAAGACGUUAGAAUUCCCGGCUAUCAGUGUGCCAUCUGAGGGCAAAAGACCCCUUUCUUUCUCAUUCAUAUCGCUCUCUGCUUCAAAGACCAAUUUGAGCAUUGAGCUCUCCCCGAUUGACUUUCAGCUAACCCAUGCCGGUCCCUAUUUGAGCCGCAGUAUGGGGUCUGCGCCUGAUCCCCGCGUGCAUGACUUUGAGCCAGACCAAUGGCAGCGGGAGAUCCUUGACCAGAUUGACGCGAAGAAGAGUCUGUUUGUUGUGGCACCAACUAGCGCAGGGAAAACGUUCGUCUCGUUCUACGCAAUGAAACAAAUCCUCGAGGAAAGUAACGACGGUGUUCUUGUCUACGUCGCCCCCACAAAAGCUCUUGUCAAUCAAAUCGCUGCUGAGGUGCAGGCGCGAUUCUCGAAGACAUUUUCCCACAAGGCCGGCAAGUCUGUUUGGGCAAUCCAUACGCGUGACUACCGCAUCAACAACUGCACGGGCUGCCAGAUUCUUAUAACCGUGCCGCAUAUUCUGCAGAUAAUGCUUCUAGCACCAUCUAAUGCCAAGUCAUGGUCGUCGCGAGUCAAGCGUAUCAUUUUCGAUGAAAUCCAUUGCAUUGGCCAAGCCGACGAUGGUGUUGUCUGGGAACAGCUCCUUCUUCUCGCACCUUGCCCCAUCAUUGCAUUGUCUGCGACGGUUGGCAACCCACAGGCUUUUAGCAAUUGGCUCUCCCUCACUCAGCAAGCCAAUGGCAAUGAACUGAAGAUGGUUCAACACAAGACUCGGUAUUCGGAUUUGAGAAAAUACGUUUACAAUCCGCCUGCCGAAUUCGCAUUCAAUGGCCUAUCGGCCCCCUCACAACUGGCAUCGCUUGGACUUGACGAUAGCCCCAAUAUGACUUUUAUGCAUCCAGUCGCAAGCUUAAUUGAUCGGUCCAGAGGAAUACCCGAUGAUCUGACACUUGAGCCACGCGACUGUCUAGAGUUGUGGAGGAUUAUGGAGAAACACAAGACAGAUAGGUUUCCGGUUGAGACCGGUCUUAGCCCUGCGAAUGCUUUGCCGAUGGUUAUCGCAAAGUCCGAUGUUAUUCGGUGGGAGACAAAUUUGAAAUCAACAUUGAGCAGUUGGAUGAAGGACACGAAGUCGCCGUUCGAUAAUGUGUUGAACGAGCUGUCCACAAAUCUGCAUAACAGAAUUCAGCCGCCGCUUCAGGUCUCCUCAACCGAAAGCCAAGAGCCAAACACUGCUCGCACAGUGAGAGCUAGUAGUCUUCUUGAUACUACCCUCCCACUCAUCUGUUCCCUACAUGAACAAGGCGCCCUUCCAGCGAUCCUAUUCAACUACGAUCGAAGCCAGUGCGAGAAGCUAUGUGAGCACCUUCUCGCCGAGCUACAGGAAGCAGAAAAGCGCUGGAAGACUUCGAGCCCAGUCUGGAAGAAGAAGAUAGCCGAAUGGGAGGCAUGGAAGAAAUCUGAAGCCAAACGGGCCAAGAUCAAGCCCAAGAAGGGAAAGAGAUCUGGUAAUGAUGAGGACGAGCCCUUGUCAAAAACGGAGAGGCUGCAAGAAUCUGCGUCAGUAGAAUCAAGCCUGUACGACUCGUUUGACCCCAAUGAGCCCGUUGCUGGCUUUCACCUGGCAGAUACGAGAUGCCUUUCACGAUCGGAGUUUGAUGCCUAUGCCAAAGAGAUGCGGAGGCGAUCUAUCCCUGAAUGGCUCAUUGACGGCAUGAACCGCGGGAUUGGGGUUCAUCAUUCGGGAAUGAAUCGCAAGUACCGCCAGGUCUGCGAGAUCCUUUUCAGGAAGGGCUAUCUCCGCGUGGUCAUAGCUACCGGAACACUGGCGUUGGGAAUCAACAUGCCUUGCAAAACGGUGGUCUUCACCGGUGACUCCGUUUUCCUCACAGCACUUGGAUUCCGUCAAGCUGCUGGUCGAGCCGGUCGUCGCGGCUUCGACUUUCUCGGGAAUGUGGUGUUCCAAGGUAUCUCGUAUCCCAAAGUCUGUCGCCUGCUGAGCUCCAAGCUCCCCGAUCUCAACGGUCACUUCCCGGUCACGACUAGCUUGGUGCUGCGCCUGUUCAUCUUACUCACCGAGUCCGGACAGUCCCCAUUUGCUAUUCAGGCUGUUAAUUCCAUUCUUUCGUGUCCCAGAAUAUAUCUCGGCGGGCCAGAGGCAAAGCAUACGGUUUUACACCAUCUUCGCUUUUCGAUCGAGUACCUGCGACGAAACCACCUGCUCGAUUGGAGUGGCUCUCCAUUGAACUUCGCAGGAACAAUAUCCCAUCUCUACUAUACCGAGAACUCAAGCUUUGCAUUUCACGCACUCUUGAGCAAGGGGUAUUUCCAUGAGCUCUGUGAAGAUGUCGAUCGGAGCCCUGAAGUCGUCACGCGCACAUUAAUGCUUGUGAUGGCACAUAUCUUCGGUCGACACUACCUUCCUCGAAAGACGAUCGAAAACCACAAAUCUGUUGUCAAGCACUCGCCAUCAGUUGUUUUUCUUCCGCCCUUGCCCAAAGCAGCGGCCAAGGCAAUCCGAGCUCACAACAAGUCUACCUUGGAUAUUUACGCAGCAUAUGUGACCACAUUCAUCCAGCAGCACAUCAAAGAUCCAGACUGCACGCUCCCACUCACAGGCCUAAAGCAGGGUGGAGACAAAUCGCCCGUUGACAUUUGUCCUUCUCUGCCCGUGCUCCCUCCGACUAUCGUAAACUCCUCGUUCGUCGCCCUGUCCGGCCACCGCGACACCUGGUCCAGUAUCUCCGAGCUUUGUAAAAUGGUCCGCAGCGGCGUCUGGCUCGAACAAUCCGUAGUGCCCUACGUGGCCAUCGACCCCGAGGAGGAUCAUGCGCCGUUGAACGCCUAUCUUUACGACUUCUUCAGGCAUGGGAACGUGCACGCUCUCGAACAUGGGAACAUGGUUCGCAAAGGCGAUAUCUGGUUCGUGCUGAAUGAUUUCUCGCUCGUCUUGGCAACUAUCGUGACGAGCUUUGAGAACUUUCUGAAACUGGCGCCGAACACCGAUCCAGACAUGUUGGACACACGUGGAAGUGGGGAUGCAUACGAAGACGAACUUGACAGGCAAGAUAUCGAGGGGGGGAAUCCGUCAUCCGAGAGCUCGUCGAGUCAUCAAUCGGUGACUCAUGCGAGAGGCCAAUCGACAAAAGUGUCUGGGAAUAUUGCUCCCGCCAAACCUAAAAAGUCGAAAGUUUCAGAGAACUGGGACGAUGGACUCAGUGAUGAUGAAGCUUCUGAUAAUUUGGAACAGGCUUCCAAUUUUUCUAGGGGCACGAUCAGCCCAUCCGAGAAAGCCAGUUCCUCGGCACCGGACUCCGAGAGAAGCGACUCACACUCACAAAACGAGGUCCUUGAGGAGCAGCGACUGUUGAAAGUUCUCAAGGGGUUCAAGUUGCUUCAGGCUGAGUUUAACGAGAAGUUCAGGGCCAUGUGGGCGUAAUCUAGUCGCGGAGUCAUUUGUCGAUUUUGGAUGAGAGAAUGAUUUUUGUGACUUGUCAUAGACCAUUUAUUGUCUGGACGGUUCUUGUUGUCAGUUUACUAGCAUGGUUUGGAAUCACUCUGAUAGUUUUAUCGUACUGAAGUUCUUGGAGAAAUUCUUAUUUUGGCGCGCUCCUUCCCCUUACGAUCUGCACCAGCGGUCUAACCUCAUACGGAGUAGUAUAUGCUGCCUUGCUGCCUUAUCAUGAGUAGAGCCAUGGCACGUUGAUGGUCACUCCAUUCCAGUAUUAGCAAUUCGAUGAUUCAUCUUUACCCACAACUUUCAACUCCUCCGUAUAGAUAGCACCGAAAUAGGGUUUCCUUGGACCUCCUGGCUGGCUCGGAAUCUAAAA